AGCAAAAACCAGGAGGGACGUGGAAAAAGAGAAAAGGUGUGGUGAUGGAGAAAUUGUCAGGAAGUCCCCCUGGUCCAGAUUCGUCUGGAAGUCCCCCUGAUCCAGGUACGUCUGGAAGCCCCGCUGAUCCAGAUUCAUCUGGAAGUCCCAGUGAACCAGAUUCGUCUGGAAUUCUCCCUGAUCCAGAUUCAUCUGGAUGUCCCCCUGAUCCAGUUCCCUCCCUCCCCUCUGCGAUGCCGAGCCAUGUCUCGGCAUUCCCCACCGGGCCGCACAGAGAUCCAUUGUGUGAGUGGGCUUGCAAGGUGGCCAGCGCACAGUGGAGGCAGUCACAUUCACCAACCCAGGAAACUCUGCUGGAGUCACCCUAGGAUGCUACAAAUGGA
Messenger RNA from Esox lucius (northern pike), 383 nucleotides. Its product is annotated as vasodilator-stimulated phosphoprotein-like. Lineage: Eukaryota; Metazoa; Chordata; Actinopteri; Esociformes; Esocidae. The record is from RefSeq and is a predicted model, not a curated record. Bases 45 to 368 code for a protein of 107 amino acids. The transcript is spliced from 3 exons.